Molecule: messenger RNA, 420 nt
Organism: Prunus armeniaca (apricot)
Lineage: Eukaryota; Viridiplantae; Streptophyta; Magnoliopsida; Rosales; Rosaceae
Source: the annotation of a GenBank genome assembly
AUGGCUGAUUCCUCUUCUCCUGGAAGAGGAAGGCCCUCAUUUGGCGUUGAGAGAUUAAGCUCUAAACCACCUUUGGGUCCUAUCAUUGAGGAAAUUGUGGGCACAGCUACAAAAUUGUCUACUCAUCUCUGCUCAAUUUUGGGAAAAUCCUGGAUUUCUUAUGCCUCUUGGUGUUUUAGUAUGGCCCGGGGCUCUCUCUUAACCCCAAAUGAAAAUACCCUUCACUCAUGCUCCUUUUUACCCAUCCUUGUUCAUGAAGUUCUGCCUGAGAGAUUCAAGCUAACUGAAGAUGAGAUCAUAAAAGUGGAAUCUUUGAUUUUACAGCUUGUCCAGAAUAAGGAUGACGAGGGUUGUAGAGCUGAACAGAGAGAGUCGAACUACUUUCUUGAUUCUGCUGAACUGAGAAAUGCAACCCUGUGA